CGUAAGCGUGUGUUGAGAGAGCGCGAAAGAGCUGAUGAGACUUUAUUCACAUCAAAUCUGUUGUAGUUUUUAAUCCUCACACUAUUCUGGAAGCAAUAUCGGGAUGAGGAUUUAUUUUCUCACUGGUCGCUUGACAGAAACAGAAAAGUAGCUCUGCCUUUUGGUGCAGAAUGAAGCGUUCCGAAUGGGGACCAGAUCCCGUGCCGCGGGCAUUGUGGAUGGCACUUUAUCAACUAUUUAUCGCCUGAAAAACAGAUGGAGUGUCAAUUUGACCACACGAACGGGGAAGAUGACUUGUGCUUUUUCUCUGUGUAUCCUCGUAUAUGUUUUGGAUUUAGCUGUUGGCUAUUUAACUGUCACUCUUGAGCCUCUCCCUCCCGUUGUCAUUGGAGACACGGUAACGCUCAAGUGCAAUUUCAUGACAGAUGGCAACCUGCGAGAGAUUGUGUGGUUUCGGGUGACAGAGGGUGGCAGUGCCAAGCAGAAGAUCUUCACCUAUGAUGCCAUGACCAACACCAACUUCUCCCAUAUGGAGGACUUCCGCAGACGAGAAGACUUGGUCUACCAAUCAACUGUCCGGCUCCCUGAGGUCCAGAUGGAUGAUGAUGGGCCUUAUGAGUGCCACGUGGGGAUCUACGACAAGGCCUCUAGAGACAGGGUGGUCUUAGCCUCUGGCAGCAUCGUGCUCACUGUCAUGGUUCCUCCUAAGUCCAUUUCUGUAGUGGCAGCAGACUGCCCGGCCCCCUUCAGUCGCUAUGACACCCAGAACUUCACUCUAGUCUGCAUCGUCAUGGGAGGAAAGCCAGCCCCUAUGGUGUACUUCAAGCGUGACGGCGAGCUGAUCGAGGUGGACCCCUCUAUUAUGGAGGGUGGCGGGGGCAAAUCCCAGGGCAGGGGCCAGGCAGGGCUACGGAUCUCUAGGCCCCCGAUCAGUAGAGACCUGGAUGACACCAAGCUGAAGAAGUCCCUCUCCCUGCUUGACCAGGGGAAGCCACCCCGUCUGGACCAUGACACCCCUGGGAAAGGAGGGAUGGGGAAGAUGGUAGGGGCCGGGAGGGAGCCAGGAAGUCUGGAGGGGUCUGAACCUAGCCCCACCACCCCGGAGGUGAUCCCAGAGACAGUGGUAAGCCGGGAGUUCCCUCGCUGGAUGCAGAGCACUGACCCGCUCUACUACUUCCAGCACCGGUGGCAGGUGUCCAGCGACGGCACCAUGGAGGUCAGAGCCAUGCUCACCUGGAGCCUCAACCCCCAGCUGGACAACGAGGCCCUGUACAGCUGCGAGGUCAAGCACCCAGCUCUGUCCAUGCCCAUGCAGGCUGAGGUCACUCUGUCUGCUCCCAGGGGCCCCAAACUGUCCAUGACGCCUGGUAAGGCUAAAGUAGGAGACACUGUCCGCAUUACAGUUCAGGGCCUCCAGAUCUCAUCCACUGGGAACAUGGUGUUCCCCGAGCCACUGUUCACCUGGACCAGAGUGGGAGGUCCUCUGCUGGACGGGAGAGAGGAUCAUAUUGGGAGGGAGCUGGUGCUGGAGCGAGUACCAGCCAAGCUCAACGGCUCCAUGUUUCGAUGCACUGCCCAGAACCCUCUGGGCUCCACAGACACAUACACACGGCUUAUCGUGUUUGAGAACCCCAGACUUACGAAGGGGAGACACAAUUUUGUUGUAGAUGCAGCCUAUUGCAAUGAGGGACUGGGGCUGACCACCAUGGUGCUAAUGUUAGCCCUGACAUGGGAGAUGACGUGAGCAGCAAAAUGGACCCAUGACCUUCUUCAGUCACUCUAAUCUCUCCAGUCUCUUCCUCGUCACUUACUUCCCCAUCUUCUGGAGUUCCAGCCACUGGACCUGAAGAAGCACUGUUCACUUUUCAUAAAAGCAACGUCUGAAAAUAAAAACAUUGUCAGAAAUAUGAGAGAUAAGAACUACAUGCAUUCUAACUCUCUUCGUGUUUGUUGUCUCUCUGCCUGUCUAACUGCAUGUUCCCUUUUCGUCUUGUCAACAUCCUACGAUCAGCUAUCACAGUGGCUAUGUUUUAUGGUUGACCCCAAUGUGUGUUAGAGGUCUUUUUAACCAAGUUGGUGUGGGCUGGCCCACAUUAGAUGCUUUUCCCCCAUCUUCCUGUUAUUUGAAGGCCAGAACACAAACAAUGUGACAUGUUUUUGAAAUAUCUUGGUCAGCCAGACCUUGAUUGAAAUAAAUGUUUGGUCGGAAAAAUAAUAAUUGAAAUAAGUAAAGAGCUGUAUAUUUUAGGCCAUUGGCUAAAAUGCUUGCAAUUCUUUAAGGAAAAUGUAUGGUCUGUGGUAGGCCUACUGGCCCUACUUUAAUGCACAGCCCAGUUUCUUUUACCAAUGAGAAAUCUUAGUCACGGAGCCAAUUGAUUCAAUGGUUGGAAAGAUGGGGAGAGGUCUGUCUGUGAUAAAGAGAUUUUUUUGACACCACACACCACAAAGCAAGGCCUGCAGGAUUUAUUUUUAUAUUAUGUUGAUUAUUGCCCCGUCAUGUGGUCAGGUGCUGCAAAGGAUCUAGAAAAACUGCAGCUGGCCCAGAUCAGAGCAGCAUGUCUUACUCUUCACUGUAAUCAGAGGGCUAAUAUCAAUACUAUGCAUGCCAGUCUCUCUUGGCUAAAAGUAGAGGAGACACUGACUGCAUCACUUAUUUUUAUAAGAAAUAAUGUGUUGUAAAUUCCAAAAUGUUUGCACAGUAAACUUACACACACUUACCCCACCAUAAAUGCCACCAGGGCUCUUUUCACAGUCCCCAAACAAAUUCAAGAAAACGUACAGUAUUAAAUAGAGCCAUGAUUGCAUGGAACUCCUAUCUCAGAUGGAUCAAAUGAACAGCGAACCUGGUUUAAAAAAACUGAUAAAGUAUCACUUCAUGGCACAAUGCCUCUGCUAUUUGACCUAGAUAUUUUGUGUGUAUGUACUGAAAUGUAAGCUAUGUGUGAUGUUUUUCAUUUGUGUAGUUCUGUCUUUGAGCUGUUAUUGUCUAUAAAUGUUCUGUAUUAUCAAGUUUUGUGUGGACCACAGGAAGAGUAGCUGCUACUUUAGCAACAGUUAUUUGGGAUCUUAAUAAAAUACCAAUAUUCUGCC
Oncorhynchus mykiss (rainbow trout) is the source of this 3090-nucleotide messenger RNA. Its product is annotated as immunoglobulin superfamily member 21. Gene Ontology annotation, cellular component: adherens junction. NCBI's taxonomy places the organism in Eukaryota, Metazoa, Chordata, Actinopteri, Salmoniformes, Salmonidae. Gene Ontology annotation, biological process: homophilic cell-cell adhesion; heterophilic cell-cell adhesion. The record is from RefSeq and is a predicted model, not a curated record.